AUGGGCUCCCAUGAGUCCCGUAGUUCAACAACCAAACGUUCAAGGAGUAUCGAAGACGGUGAACAAGAGAAAGAGGAAGAGGAAGAUUAUAUGACUAUGGUGUUACCCAACGAGAACUCGGUAAGGGAAGCCCCAGAGCCAAGAGUCAAACUGCGAAAAGUGGACACCAAGCAAGAGGAAGCAUCUGAAAUUCUUCCAAGAGGCUUUGCUAUGAUGACCAAAAUGGGUUUCAGCCUGGGUGAGGGUCUUGGUCGAGAUACUAAAAAUGCUAUAAAAGAUCCUAUAUGGGUUUCCCGACAUUCCAGUCCAAUUGGAACUAAAACAUUGCAAGAACCUCCUUCUCCGAUUCGAAAAGAAGAAGAUGUCCAUGAAGAAAGCUACCAGAAGUGGGUUCAAGAAAAAGGUCAGCAUACGGCUGAAAUGCGCACACUACAUGCAAUGCAGAAAAAAGCGUUUGAAUUAAGUGGUGACGUGGACCUUUACAGCUCCAAAAGCGAUCCGCGAGACUUCAACUGUCUUUGGAGGCGGUACGUUAUAGGCUUGCAACAAAAACUGCGGCCCAGGAAACAAACUGAAGAUGUGGAACAGCAGACAGAAGUUGUUGACUCUCCAGAAAAAGACGACAGGGACGAUGAACUAAGUAUGUUCGAAGAGCUAACUCCUCUACAGCAAAUUCGGGGCGUGCAUGUACACAUGAGAACCGAGUUUUUCUAUUGUUUUUAUUGCGGAGCCCAGUUCGCAACAGAAGAAGAGCUACUCCAGAAAUGUCCAGGACCAGUAAAAGAAGAUCACUACUGA
Messenger RNA from Lachancea sp. 'fantastica', 798 nucleotides. The record is from the annotation of a GenBank genome assembly. Lineage: Eukaryota; Fungi; Ascomycota; Saccharomycetes; Saccharomycetales; Saccharomycetaceae.